Messenger RNA from Erigeron canadensis, 1901 nucleotides. Its product is annotated as cysteine-rich receptor-like protein kinase 6. Gene Ontology annotation, biological process: protein phosphorylation. The coding region runs from base 1 to 1860 and encodes 619 amino acids. The record is from RefSeq and is a predicted model, not a curated record. Lineage: Eukaryota; Viridiplantae; Streptophyta; Magnoliopsida; Asterales; Asteraceae. Gene Ontology annotation, molecular function: ATP binding; protein kinase activity. The transcript has 6 exons.
AUGUAUUCCCUGAUCAUCUUGGUUUUGUUUCUUACAAUAAUAUGUAAUUAUAAUAAUAUUCCAGCAACCGCACAAGAGGAUUUCUGGGGACAAUAUUGCGGUGACUCCGGCAACUACACACGAAACUCUGCUUACCAACAAAACCUGGACGACGUCCUCUACUCGUUGACAGGUACAAACAACGGGUUUGGGUACUACAACUCCACGUCAGGACAAGCUGACGCAGCCGCCCUUUGUCGUGGAGACAUCGAGCCAGAAACUUGUAGGCGAUGUGUUGACGAUGCUACUCGGAGGUUAAGACAAGUUUGUCCUGUUCAAACCGAGGCGGGCGGAUGGUACGAUGCGUGUCUGUUAAGCUACUGGAAUCGUUCCACGGGUAGUUCUAGCCUUGCUUACCUUGGUUUUAACAUAAAUAAUGUUUCGGAUUCCGGUUUUGUUGAGUGGAAUCGAUCCGUCACGAACUUGAUUGGAGUGCUGCGACCCGAGGCUGCAGGAGGCGGGUCGUUACGGAAAUAUGCCUCUGGGAACAUGACAGUUUCGGGUUCGUCUAUGACAAUAUAUGGGAUGAUGCAGUGUACUCCUGAUAUGUCAAACACUGAAUGCAAUGAUUGCUUAGGUGUUCGGAUGAACAUGAUUCGACGAUUCAAUACAAGUGUGGGAGCAAGGAGUUACACGAAUCGCUGUCUUAUUCGGUAUGAGACGUAUCCGUUCUUCAAUUCGACUUGGUUUCCAGCCCCGCCAGCACCUUCAGGUCCAUUGCUACCAGAGUCUGAAGUCGGUUUUCGUGAUGGUUCACCCGAAGAUAGUAAGCAUGGAAGGGACGAUGACGACACUGGAGAGAUGAACUCAUUUAAUCUAGGUACCAUACUACUUGCUACCAACAAUUUCUCAAUGGAGAGUAAGCUUGGAGAAGGUGGUUUUGGUCCUGUUUAUAAGGGUAAACUACAGGAUGGAAGAGAUAUUGCUGUAAAACGGCUAUCCAGGAAUUCUGGGCAAGGUCUGGUAGAGUUCAAGACCGAAGUUCAAUUAAUUAUAAAGCUUCAACACAAGAAUCUAGUUCGGCUUUUAGGUUACUGUGUUAAAGGAUCUGAACGGCUUCUCAUCUAUGAGUUCAUGGCUAACAACAGUCUCGACACAUUCCUUUUUGAUGCUAACAAGUGUAAGGAAUUGGACUGGGCUAAGCGCGCCACCAUUGUAAUUGGAAUUGCAAAAGGUCUUCGGUACCUACACGAAGACUCACGCCUUAAGAUUAUUCAUCGGGACAUGAAAUCAAGCAAUAUUCUUUUGGACAAUGAAAUGAACUCAAAAAUUUCGGAUUUUGGCACUGCUCGGAUUUUUGGAGGCAAUCAAAUGGAAGCUGCCACCAAUAGAAUCGUCGGGACUUAUGGAUAUAUGGCACCCGAAUAUGCAAUGGAAGGUAUAUUCUCCACAAAAUCAGACGUCUACAGUUUUGGCGUGUUGUUGUUAGAAAUCGUUUCUGGACAACGAAACAACAGGUUCACUUACCAAGGCCAGCCACAAAAUUUUCUCUCAACUGCAUGGCGCUUAUGGAAAGAAAACAAAGGAGAGCAGUUGAUAGAUAAUCGCAUAACCCAGAACUUUCCCACUGGAGAAGCUCUUAAAUGGAUCAACAUUGCGUUAUUAUGCGUCCAAGAAGACCCUCAAGACCGCCCAACCAUGUCAACUGUUGUUUUCAUGCUCGAAGGUCAAUGGUCUGCGAACCUUCCAACCCCAUCAGAACCACCAUUGUCGUUUGCCAGAUUUGCUGCCAUUUCAGAACAGAGUACUACUACAACUACAGUUGAUGAUACUGUGAACCGCUCCAUCAAUCUAACCGGUUCCACCACCGCUUCUACCUAAAGAUUGUAAUAUGUGAGUUGAUGCCUAACUAAUUUGUAUGA